Messenger RNA from Topomyia yanbarensis, 3370 nucleotides. It is a transcript of the gene Lnk, whose product is annotated as SH2B adapter protein 2. The record is from RefSeq and is a predicted model, not a curated record. The transcript is spliced from 6 exons. Lineage: Eukaryota; Metazoa; Arthropoda; Insecta; Diptera; Culicidae. Gene Ontology annotation, molecular function: transmembrane receptor protein tyrosine kinase adaptor activity. Gene Ontology annotation, biological process: intracellular signal transduction. The coding region runs from base 558 to 2495 and encodes 645 amino acids. Gene Ontology annotation, cellular component: plasma membrane.
CCGAAGCGAAAGCGAAACACCACUCCCCUUCGUACGUGUUUUGAUUGCGCUUUGAAGGCGGCGGUGUGAUGUUUUCCCGUUUUAAAGAAACUUAAUUCAAUUUUUUACCAACAAAACCAUUUCGGAUUCCAGUGAAAUUAGUGUAUAAUUGUGGACUGGCGGUCCCGGCGUAUCGGUGAAAUAGUUGUUACCCGUGAAAUGUGUUAUCUAGUGUGUGGUGAUGAUUUUUCAUGCUUCGGGCCAAAGAUCAUCUCGUGAGCCUCGAGAAAAAAAAGUAGAAGAAAAUUUUUGCUGGCAGCAGCAUCACCAUCAGCAGCAGUAGCAGUGGCCGCAGCCGCACCAGAAACGAUCGAGAAGAGAGGCGAAGAGCCUGCUUACAACAAAACAGACCAUUUUCGGAAGAAAAGGUGAACAGCAAAAUCACCUAUGAUGAUUGGACACUAAACCAUAUUCUUUGAACAGUGUACAACAGAGAAGAUAAGUAAACAGCAGCCGACUGCAGCAAAACAAUUACCUGAUAAGGGGGCAGUCUAACUUGAGCACACAACGCCUUCGGAAUGGCAAACUUGACGGAAGGUGACCAGAGUUUAUGCAACGCCACCCACAGCCCGGGUGGUACAGGUACAGGCGCUACGGUAACGGCUACUACACCGGGAACCACCACAACGGGGGUCUCAUCGGCGGGAGGUACAUCGUCUAUUCUGACAGCGGGCAGCGGCAGUGUGUGGGCGGAGUUCUGCGAGCGACAUGCUCGCGCCGCCUCGGCCGACUUUGCUCGGUCGUGCGUGAACUACGUUACCAAUAAUUUGCCCGAAUCGGCUCGACAGACCGUUUCGCAUCGGGACUUUAUGCGGCGGUUCAUUGAGUGCUUCCAGGAGCACUUUGAGCAUGACUUCUACCGAAGACGAAUGCAGAAUAAGACCGGAAAUGGCACGGCAACGGUACCGGAGGAAAGCGAUUACUCCGAGGAUACGGAUUCGCCCAAAACCAACCACAAACCAUUCUUCCGACGAUUAUCGUUCAAAGGUUUACGCAAGGGAAAGGUAAUCCAUGCACUAUUCCACAAACAGCACUCCGAUGAAGUAGAACUAUCGGGCAGCCGGGUGAAUAAAACCAAACUUUCCAAGAUAGUGGUCGAGUGUCGGAAGGAAGGCACGGUCAAUUAUCUGACACCGGAGAGCCUCGAACAGCCCAGUAAUUCGCACAAAUGGGAAAAGUGCAAACUCGUCCUGGUGAAAACCGUCGGCGGUUACAUGCUCGAGUUUUACUCCCCGCCAAAAUCGCAGAAGCCCCGCAGCGGCGUAUUCUGCUUUCUGAUUACGGAAGCACGCGAAACGACUGCCCUUGAGAUGCCCGACCACGAAAAUACGUUCGUGCUAAAGGCGGACAACAAUAUGGAGUACGUGAUCGAGGCACGGGACACCGACGAUAUGCGAAGCUGGCUGGCGACGAUACGCUACUGUAUGCGUAGUACUCCAACGUCGCAGCUGCCGCCGAUUUCGGACAUGAACGCGACAACUCUGAACACGUCUAUAUCGCUCGGUGUCGGUGGUGGUCCCGGAGGAGGAGGCACUACCACCGGUGGCGGUGGUGGAAUGUCUCUCAAUUUGAAUACAUGCAUGGUGCAUGAUUUGAACAAUCUUAAUUUGAACCAGUCCUCGUUGAACGCAGUGCCAACGAUGAUGGCCCCGGAGCUACCGCCCCGGCGUCCGGAUGAUAGAAUAUCAUCUUCGUCGAAUUUUGAGCUGACCGAAGGUGAUCUGGACCAGGCGCACGAGACUGACACCGACCUGACGGCAAUGAUGCGCGAGUAUCCCUGGUUCCACGGCACGUUGGCACGGUCUGAAGCUGCACAGCUGGUGCUGCACAACGGUGCCUCUAGUCACGGUGUGUUCCUAGUACGGCAAAGUGAAACCCGUAAGGGCGAGUUUGUGCUAACCUUCAACUUCCAAGGCAAAGCAAAACAUCUACGAAUGACCCUGAAUGAUUUGGGUCAGUGCCGGGUGCAGCAUCUGUGGUUCCCGUCAAUCACCGAAAUGUUGGAACACUUUCGGCAACAUCCCAUUCCGCUGGAGUCCGGUGGAACGGCUGAUGUGACGUUGACAAACUUUGUAGUGCUUCCGUCACAUGCGAUGGCCACCACGCAGUCCAACAGUAACAACUACUCCACAACAACCAUCGGAGGAGGUGGUGGAGGCGGAGGAGGAGGAGGAGGCGUCAACACAGGAGGAACUGGUACCGGAACCAGCACCAAUCCCAACACCAGCCCGCGACAUCCCUUGCAAGUGAUCACUAUGAAUGGAAGCGUACGUAUUAAAACGUGCGACCUGGAACUUUCGCAGCAGACUGUCUCGGCACACGAGAUGCCUGGCGGACAGACCGGGACAGUAACUGGCCAAGGGACGAUGUCUAACGCAGCACAGCAAGUACCACCGUCCGCAGCGAACAGUGAAGAUGGCCAACGGGCCGUGGAUAAUCAGUACAGCUAUGUUUGAAGCUGGACGGCUUGGUGUGAUACCUGAAACACGCAUAAUUGUGACGUUGGAAUUGAAUACUGAGGAAACGAGUUUUUUGCGGGUUAGCUCCGGUAGUAGAUUGUUUUUUAUAAUAACACAAACUUGUACGUGCAUAUGGAAUUUUAAGAAACAUUAGCUCAGAGAUUACAAAAAAUUUCAGGAAGAAAAUAAGUUUAGAAACCAGAACAGACAUGUGUUCAAAGUUAGAACAGAGACAGCUUCUCUUGUGUGUAAAUAUUAGCGCUUUGUAAUUGAACACAAUUUAUUCCACAUAUUUACAGCUUGGAACCAACCAAACAAGUAGUUGAAAACUGCUAUGCAUAAUUAACCGAAUGAUCAAAUUCGGAUAAUGCUAACUGGAGGUCAUACAAUAUUAAUUUCUAAUUACUUGUUACCAGAUUGUUUAAUGUCAUAGUUAGAGUUGUGUUCAAGUGAAGCAGGCACCUUGCUUUUCGACGAUUUAGCCAAAAUUAUUAAUCAUGUUUGGCAGAUAGCACUCACCGUUCAUUAAACACACUGUUGAACCCAUCUUACCAAACAUUCAAAAGAAGAAAAAAAAACAAAUACUAAAUUCAUACGGUUAUUAACAACUAAAACUUGAAACUAUUACAAACAACUGUCAUUGUCAAAAACAAUUCAGCAAAUCGUGUGCAUAAUGAUCAAUUCAAAACAAGCGUUCGUCUUUAUAUUAGGCAACAAACAACGUGAAAUAAAUGUUAAGGACAUAAAUACAAAUGCGCGAAAAAUUGGCAACGACAAAAUAAAACCAUAUUAAUGCAUGAAAUGCAACGCUACUAUGCAUGUAACGUGUAACAAAGUGAACAGUAAAAUUCAUAGAUGAAAUAAUAAAUUUA